This is a messenger RNA of Limulus polyphemus (Atlantic horseshoe crab), 1130 nucleotides long. RefSeq lists its product as uncharacterized. NCBI's taxonomy places the organism in Eukaryota, Metazoa, Arthropoda, Merostomata, Xiphosura, Limulidae. The transcript has 4 exons. The coding region runs from base 74 to 967 and encodes 297 amino acids. The record is from RefSeq and is a predicted model, not a curated record.
CGUAAAUACUUUUAAUAGUUUCGAGACAGUAACACGUGGUGCGUGCACUGAGCAGAAGAGAAGGUGGGUGAACAUGGCAACUGUAGAGGAAGCGAAAAGAUCAACCACAAGUAGAUCAACAAGUGACUCGGACGAAAACAACAGUGUUGACCAAAGAAACUCAGAAAAUAAGCUAGUUAAUCUGGACAAAAGCUAUCUGAAAACGGUAGAAGGAGUUCUUCGACUGCUGACCUCGAUUUUCUCACUUGUGGCGUUCAUCUGCGAAGAACAAAUUCCAGACUGCUGGAGAACAGAUACCACGUGCCUUAUGUCAGUUUUCAAGCAUUAUUCCACCUACCGAUAUUUCGGCAUUAUCACAUUACUGAUUUUCCUAUCAUCCCUGAGUCUUUUCUUCUUUCGAUUUACAAGGUUUUCUUUUUUAAAGAAAGUAACCCCUCUUUUCGGGCUGGUCACGCAUGGAAUUUAUCUGGGAGUCACAAGCGUCUUGCUGUUCUUCGCAGAUUUGUUCCUUUUUAUUCAGAUGAGUGGAUUCGUCGCCCACAGAUACGCAGCGAUAUUUGGUCUCUUUACUUUGGGAUCUCUGAUUCUACAGCUGGUGCAUGAAAUUAUGAAACUAAGUGCUAUAAAACAGGCUGCACAUGAUUCAGAUCAUGUUGAGAGUUCAGAGCAUGAGGAAUAUGAUCGGAUGAACGAAGCAUGGGCUCUUGACCAGCAAUCAGAAACACAAUCUAUUAAUGUACCCAAGUUGAGUUUCAUUCGUCCACGAUCCAGUUCAGUUGAUUUACAGACAGAUCAGGAUGCAAUCCCCAAUGAACAAAUGAUGCAAAUCAACUUAAAUACUCAUCAAAACACAGAUUAUGAGGACGUUUUCAUAAGUAAAGAAACAAAUGCUGAUAAUUCAAGCGAGGCCUCAAGCUCUGGUUCAUCACAGGAAGAAAAUGUUUGGGUUGUAACCAGAGAGUCGUAAUACAGGGGCUGCAGGAAAAUGUGAAAGAAACCAUAACAAGUAUAAAAUACUCAGUAACUACAGAUUUACUAGGUGGGGUGGGGGCUCAGUCAAGAGGUGGAAUGCUCUGGGGGGAAGGGCCUUGUGCUGAGAAACUUGUGUCUUAAUAAACUCAUUGUUCUAA